AGCAGCAAUAGGUGGAGUACUUUUACCUGUUAUUCUUUGCGACAACCCUGAUAUUGUUUGUAUCAUUAAUCUUGACGAAACCGCUGCAGGCAUGCCGUCGAUCGAUCCGCGACUUGGCACCACACCAGUGCCGUCAGCGGCGUUGCAGGUGCCACCGAUUAUAGGAUAUAGUGCUCAAGUGCCGUCUUACAACACCGCUGUGAGAUUCCCUAGGGAGCGACGGAGUAUUAAAUUAAACACGAUUCCUACCAAUAAAUUAGAAAGAUUAGGCAUGAUGGAAACUGCCAGUCAUCGAAUUCGCAAAAGACAAGCAGGUUGCAGGUGCGUAGCAGCAGGCACUUGCACCAAUAAUGGAACUAAUGCUGGAGGUGGUUUGAUUGAUAUUAGAAUUGUAACUCCGGGAGGUGGAUCAGGAACGACGUGUCCUGCCGGGCAGGUACUCUGUUGUGGCACCUCGACUACAAUGAUAGCAUGCGGCACUUUGCAGACAGUACCCGCCACAGCGAUCACUCCAGCAGUUGGUCAGGCCAAUUUCGGAGAAUAUCCGUGGCAGGCACUAAUUUUAACAAAACAGAACGAUUACAUCGCUGGAGGUGUGCUCAUUGACCAAUUCAACGUUUUAACAGUGACUCAUCGACUUUCUACAUACAUUGUAUCAGGGACAGCUCCUAACGUCAAGGUGCGUUUGGGUGAGUGGGACGCCGCCGGGACCUACGAGCCGGUGCCAUACCAAGAGUACACAGUCGCCAAGGUGUCCAGCCACCCCUCCUUCAACCCCACUACCUUGCAGUACGACAUCACUGUACUGCGACUGUCGACUCCGGUCCCUUUGACGCCUAUGACUGGCUCUGUUGCUACUAUCAACAGAGCAUGCUUGCCGGCAUCCAAUGCGGCUACUUAUACUGGUCAGAGGUGUUGGGUAUCUGGAUGGGGUAAAAAUAUGUUUGGCCUACAAGGGCAAUACCAGCAGAUUUUGAAGAAAGUAGACGUGCCAAUUGUAGACCCAGCAACGUGCCAAUCUCAGAUGCAAGCGGCACGUCUAGGCCCCAGCUUCGCUCUGGACACCACGUCCUUCAUUUGUGCUGGCGGUGAAGCAAAUAAGGAUGCAUGUACAGGUGACGGCGGUUCGGGGCUCGUGUGCCAAGUGAACGGGCAGUGGGUGGUGGUCGGGCUGGUGGCCUGGGGGCUCGGCUGCGCCAAUGCCAAUGUGCCCGCCGCCUACGCCAACGUCGCCGCGCAGCUGCCCUGGAUACAGACUCAGGUGGCUACCGCCUAGGAGGAUUAAUAUUGCUUCAAGUCUUUUAGAGUCGAGG
Cydia amplana is the source of this 1313-nucleotide messenger RNA. Its product is annotated as phenoloxidase-activating factor 2-like. The record is from RefSeq and is a predicted model, not a curated record. Gene Ontology annotation, molecular function: serine-type endopeptidase activity. NCBI's taxonomy places the organism in Eukaryota, Metazoa, Arthropoda, Insecta, Lepidoptera, Tortricidae. Gene Ontology annotation, biological process: proteolysis. The transcript is spliced from 6 exons. The coding region runs from base 92 to 1276 and encodes 394 amino acids.